UCAUUUUCUUUUUUUCUUAUUUGUUUUUCUAUGGAACCGCCGCCUCCUUCUCUCUCCUCCACCGUCGCCCCUCCUCCACCUCCUACUCACGUGACCUCAUCAUACCCCGAGUCUCUAGAAUCCUCCCCUAGGUCUCGCACCACCGACGCCUUGGACGAUCUUCCUCCCUCCUCCGCCGCCGCCGCCUCUUCUAAACUCCGUCUCAUGUGCAGUUACGGCGGUCACAUCCUCCCUCGCCCUCACGAUAAAUCCCUCUGUUACAUGGGAGGCGACACUCGCAUCGUCGUCGUGGACCGUAACUCCUCCCUCUCUUCUCUCGUCGCUCGUCUCUCCAGCACGCUUCUCAAUAACCGCUCCUUCACGCUCAAGUAUCAGUUACCAAGCGAAGACCUAGAUUCCCUCAUCUCCGUCACCACCGAGGAAGAUCUCGAGAACAUGAUCGAGGAGUAUGACCGUACGAUCAUCACCGCCGCGGGUGAUUCGAUCAAACCUUCGCGUUUGCGUUUGUUUCUAUUCACGGAGAAGCUGGAAGGUGCUCAGUCGAUGGGGAAGAUACUCGAGAGUAAGUCUAAGAGCGAUGAUUGGUUUCUCGACGCUCUUAACAACGCUGGUGUUAUCAGUAGAGGCUACUCGGAUUCUGAUGCUAACGUUAACCGUUUACUCGGUUUAGACGCUCUCCGCUCUGAUUCCGAUGAAAACGGAAACAAUCUUGAUCCAAGUGUCAAAGACGAUGACGGUUCCGUUAAAAGCGGUAAACAAGAUGACGGUUCCGUUAAAAACGGUAAACAAGAUGACGGUUCCGUUAAAAGCGUCAAACAGCAACAAAUCGAGCAGCCUCCGAUACAAGGAGGAGGGCAAGAUGUGCAGAACGUGGCGGAUUCUCCGAUUUUGGAUACGUCUUCAACUUCUUCUUCUCCGACGCUCGCGAAUCUUCCGCCGAUUCGUGUUCGUGCAGAGGAAGCAGGGAUGCAUGAUCAGAAGGUUGGGAUCGAAGAACAGUUCGGUAGAUUCAACGUAGAGAGUAAGCAGCAGCAGCUAACGGAGGAUGGAUUUGCAGCGAUCUCGUCACCACCGCCGAUGCCUGUGACAAUCUCCAUUCCCGCCGCUCCGGUGAAUGCAACAACCGUCUCAGACGAUGAGAGGUCUGAUCAUGGAGUCUCCGCUGGAUUCAAAAAGCCUCCGACUCCACAUUCUCAGCCGCAGAAUCUACCUCCUCCGCAAGGUCACGAGCUACCAUCACCCAACUCCGUUUCCAGUGAUAACAGCAUCAACAAUCCUGUGUUUCACCAAAAACCUUCGCUUUAUCAAGAACCAAUCCCUCAGACGCCUUCUGGUUCCAAUGUAGUUGCUGGUAACGGGAUGAUCAACCCCUCAGAUGAAAACACACUCUUAUCCCAGAAUCAGAAUCAAGAACCAGGCUACAUCAUUCACCCCCAACAAUCUCAGCAACAGUUCAUACACGCUGCUACACCUCAAUACAUUCAUCACCAUCCAUCUCUUGGCCACCCUCUUCACACUUACAUUCACGUCUACCCUUCACAACAGCAUCAGCAGUCUUUCCACAGGCACCCUGGUCAACCCGAUCAGCACCUUUUUCCUGUUUAUUAUGUCACACCUACUCCCUACAGUAUGCAUGUGCCACAAUCUGGUAGUGUGAACGAGGCUCCAGUGUCGUCUCUCCCAUCUAACCAUCCUCAAGCGCAGCCUAAUUCCACCAUGAUGCCUCCACCUCCUAACAACCAUUUGACAAGUGUUGCUCCUGGACCUGGUGGCAAACCUGAGUCUGUGGUUUACGCAACAUCCUCAGCAAUGGGCGGUUCUCAGAUGGUUCAUCCGAUCCCUGCUAGCCAGCAGCAAUUCAUCGGGUAUUCGCAGAUCCAUCACCCACCUCAGUCUGGAUAUGAAUACGCGGACAAUGUUCAUAAACAGAUGUACUACACACUGCCUAUAGGACAAGCACAGUACCAGACAAUGACAGGGCCUCCACCUGCCAUGGUGUUACCUGAUGGGUCUACUUCUGCUAAGCUUCCAGCUGAGAACAUGUCUCAACAGAUCCGGAGUUCACAACCAUUGUGACACACUAGGAGAAGGCACAAGGAAGAUGGAAGGAGCUAAUUUUGGAGGAAGAAAAUCUCGGUUGGUUUGAAACAUAUAAAUGUAUAGUUACUUCUCUACUCUUAGUUUGAAAGUUUCUGCAUCAAGAAAAGUGUCUGGCUUCAUGUUGAUUUGGUAUUUGUGUGAGUACGUAGAGAAUAUGAGAGUAGUGGUGCUUACUUUGGAAUUUACAUUAUAGUUGCGAUGGAAACUGGUGGUUUAGCAUUUUCAUGGAUCUUAUAUCAUAUUAUAAUCAU
Messenger RNA from Eruca vesicaria subsp. sativa (arugula), 2351 nucleotides. NCBI's taxonomy places the organism in Eukaryota, Viridiplantae, Streptophyta, Magnoliopsida, Brassicales, Brassicaceae. The record is from the annotation of a GenBank genome assembly.